Phytophthora sojae is the source of this 246-nucleotide messenger RNA. RefSeq lists its product as hypothetical. The annotation marks the transcript as partial. The record is from RefSeq and is a predicted model, not a curated record. NCBI's taxonomy places the organism in Eukaryota, Oomycota, Peronosporomycetes, Peronosporales, Peronosporaceae. The transcript has a single exon.
UACAAGUGGGCGAUGAGAACCGUCUUUCAUGAGAAGAAGCUCAUCAAGAUCAUGGAGGGUUCGAUUGUCAAAUCGGGGCUCUCGACGGCCGAGAAGAAGGAGGCGUUCGAUGAGAAGCAGACGCAGAUCAUGCACAUGGUGGGGACGUCGAUGCCGCGGGAAACGCUGCACCAGAAUGGUGCAACGCGGAAGUCAGAAGCACGGAGGCAAUUUCGGCGGAGCCAGGGACAAGGACAGCAAAAGUGA